ACAUAUCAAGAACACAAUAUGUUCCUCUACCAGGGAAUAAUGUGAUAGCUGAGUAAAGUAGAGCUAUCUCAACACACUUCAAUCACAUUCCAGUUGAAACAGACUAUUUUAGAGGGCACAGGCUGGGUAGAUCCAGACUUAAGUAUCUAAGAUCCAUCACCUUUCAUCAUGAUGAACGGCCAAGCCAGAAACCGCAGGAAAAAUCAAGAUCUUUGUGGGAAAAAUUUCCUCAAAUUUGUCAUCUAUGUCUUCACAUUUAUCUUCUGGCUGACUGGCUGUGCCUUUUUAGCCAUUGGUCUGUGGAUACUCUUAGCUAAACAUUCCUAUGCCAGUUUACUAGGAAAUUCUACCUUCCCUAUUGCUACAUUCCUAAUGAUUGGCAUCGGAGGCUUCAUCAUAGUGUCUGGAAUUAUGGGAUGUGUUGGAGCCCGCGUAGAGAACAGGUGUCUGCUCGUCUUGUAUUCUGUUUUUCUGCUUCUCAUAUUUUUAGUGGAAGCUAUAAGUGGAGUUCUUGCCUACAUGUAUGAGGGAAUUAUCCGAGAAGAGCUGUCAAGAAGUUUAAAUGAUACAAUGAUGAAAAAUUACAACUAUGACGUUCAGCUCACGCAAGCUAUUGAUGAUAUGCAGCAAAAGUUUCUAUGUUGUGGAGCAGUUUCCUUUAAGGACUGGCAGAAAUCAAAAUGGCUGCGAGAAGAUAGAAACACGACAAAUAAAGCUCCGGAUUCCUGUUGUAUGUCGUACUCAAUGGGGUGUGCUGAAAGUGAUCACCCGUCUAACAUCUAUUACAAGGGUUGCAGUCGUAAGCUUGCCCAGUACACUAAGGAGUCUCUGAUGAUUAUUGGGGGAGUGGGGCUAGGGCUGUGUUGUGUACAGAUAUUUGGAGUUAUAUUCUCCUGCUGUUUAGUCAGGAAGAUUAAGGACAAAGUUUAUAAGUAUUGACAAGAGAAAAAAUUAGUAACACUAAUGAGGACCAGAACUGAAUAAAUCACUUGACUGGGACAAUAUCAAAAUUGUUAGCCUCCCUUAAUUGCAAUAAGAAUUGUUCCGUGUUCUUAGCCAUGUCUGCAAAUGUGUUAUGUAGUGGUGCUGCAUAUUUCUUUCUAUUUUUUUUGCCAUAAGAAUGUGUGUCAUGUGACAACAUGUCUCUGGAAUAUUUGUAUCUUAUUAUAUUCAGUUGAACAGAUUAUGAGAUUUAAUCUAGAUGUAAUGAGGAAAUGUUUUUGUCACAGAAUGUUGGAUUCUGUCAUUUUAUUGAUGUAUUUUGUAGACUUUUUGUAUUUGUUUCUGUGAUAGUAAAAUAAUUGAUAAUUUGAGUAUGUUUUAUAGGAUAUCAGUGAUAUAUACAUUGUAAUUUGAGUAUGUUUUAUAUGAUAUCAGAAAGAGAUAAUUUGAGUAUGUUUUAUUUGAUAUCAGAGAGAUAUAUGCUGUAAAUAUGUUUUAAUUCUUCUUCCAAUAUUGUUUUGUUUUUACAAUUUAACAUGUCUCACUUUUUUCAAGUUUCCCAAUUUUUUUUUAUACAUUUAAGAAUUGCAUUAUUUUUUUGAAAGAUGUAGUCUCCUAAUUGCAGUGUUUGCAAACAUGUUAGCACAUUAUGAAAAUUUGUUUACACACACCUUUGCAGUUAUGAGACUACGUCUUUCAAAAGAUAAUAAUUUAAAGCUUAUAUUUACAUUUUCCAACUCCCUGCCUUGGAUGCAAAUGUGAUUUAUAUUUCAAAAUCCCUGUAUUACUCUUCAGAUAAGUUACAAUAGACGAAUUUCACAUUCGUAAGAGUUAUCUCCUGUUGUCGGCUUAACUCUCAUUUUUGUCACUAUAACCCUUGUAACUUACCUGUAAAUAUUUUCAAUCUUUAAACGCUAUAGGACAAUUUUGAUCGUUCCUGUAUUGCCAUAGUAUGGGGCAACAUAAAAAACAUAACAAACAUAUUCAUACAGAUUUCAUUUGGAAGACAUUGCCUAAUAUUGGUAAUGGUAUAGAAGGAAAACAGUGUCUUACGCCGGUUGACCCCAGAUUAACCCCGCAAAGGGAAAUAACUUUUGUAAAUGUGAAAGUCAUCUAUUAAUGGAAGGGUCAUUGCAACAGCUACUACUGUUAAACUGUUCAAUGUGAGUGUGAAGGUUGUUUUUGAUGUUGCGCUUGCACAGCAUUCAGUGUUUGUGACAUCAAAAUAAAAAUCAUAACUUAACCUUUUGACCUCCCCAUCCAUGUUAUGGUGUCUGGAAUACCAAAGCUUUUCACACACCUUAUAAGCAAAAUUCAUGUGGAAUGUAAAUAUUUCAAAUUCAUCAUCUUGGCAUUUUAUAAUACAUGUGUAUUUUGUUAAUAACAAAGUACCAAGAAUGAAUGUAAUAAUAUUCUUAACUUAGUUGUAAACUGAAAAUCCUUGUUUAUUCAAAAGAUAGCAAAGAUUUUGCCUUUGAAUGUUUGAUCAGUUAGACAUUGUAGUGUGGUAUUUGUUAAACUUGACUACUUAUCGCAUGCUACUGUAUUAUUACAAAAUAGACAUCACUUAUCAGGGACCUAUGUACUAGUAUACAAGCCCCAGAAUUUAUCUAAUGUGUACAGAGUUGCCUGAAAUUAAUCCCUGUGAUGAAAAUUUCUGGACCAAUCAAGAUAGGUUUGAUUUCUACACUAUAUUUUCAUUUAAAACUGUAUGUGUUAUUUGCUAUGAAGCCUGACUGUUCUUGAAAAUUGUGCAUUUGCUAUGUUGUCCUAGUCAUUUAUAAAACUAGAAAGGUUUUUUUUUAUCAAAGUUAUACUGAAGUACAUAUCAGAAGGUCAGUAUUAUAAAGUGUAUUUUUAGUUCUCAAAAUUAGUUUUCAUGUUACAUUUUAUGUCAAAUUUUGUUGUGAGUCUGAGUCAAUGCCAUUAUUCUUUUUUUUCCAACUUAUAAAAAAAUAAAAAAAAAACCUAGGGCAUUUUCAAACAAAAUGACACAAGGAUACUAAAAAUUGGAGCUUUUUCACAAUUUAUUGGAUAAAUCAAGUUCUGGUGUAAGAGCUUUAUUAAGAAAUAAUGAAAAAAUAGUUUUUAAAAUUCACCAACUCUUGUCAUAUUUGUGACCAAACUUUUUUUUACAGAAUAGGAGAAGGGUAACAUAAUAAAAAAAAUAUGUGAUUACUUUUAUGUACUCUUUUUAGACAUACAUUGGAGCAUAUUUUUCUGUUUCUUUGUAAAAACUCAUGUGUAUACAUAUUUAUUUAGGUUAAAGUCAAAGAAGUAAGGCAAUUGAAGUGAGCAAUGCUACCUGCAGGCCUUGUUUUUCUAAUAUGGCUUUAUAUGCAGAUGCAUUUAUAAAAAUCAACAUACUCUAUGUGAAACAGUGGUGAAUGCAAUUUUUACAUAUCAUGAAUUAGACUUUGUUUGUUUUAAGAUGAAAUCAUUGUUUUGUAAUAAUUAACAUGGGGAAUUUCUCGUACAAUAAUGAAUUCUAAGAUUUACAGGUCAGUAAUAUUUAUUUUUAAUAUUAGCUUCUCAAUAUAGAUUUAAUGCCAAUGUGUACAAAUUUUCGGUAGAAGCCAGUUCUCGCCAGUUUUAUGUUGUUUUAUUUGAUGUUUACUAUUCUUGUGUAUUAUAGUCUAUAGUAAAUGUAGGAAUUCUACAUAAAAUACUUGUACCAUGAUGUUGUAGAAAAAUCAGAAACAGUGUUGUCUUUAUAAAGAUUUUAGCUUGUAUUAAAAAAAUAAAAUGAGAGACAGAGUUA
This is a messenger RNA of Saccostrea echinata, 3703 nucleotides long. Its product is annotated as CD151 antigen-like. Gene Ontology annotation, cellular component: membrane. The transcript is spliced from 9 exons. Bases 169 to 939 code for a protein of 256 amino acids. NCBI's taxonomy places the organism in Eukaryota, Metazoa, Mollusca, Bivalvia, Ostreida, Ostreidae. The record is from RefSeq and is a predicted model, not a curated record.